Messenger RNA from Bufo bufo (common toad), 2066 nucleotides. Its product is annotated as gastrula zinc finger protein XlCGF17.1-like. The transcript is spliced from 2 exons. Gene Ontology annotation, biological process: negative regulation of transcription by RNA polymerase II. Gene Ontology annotation, molecular function: DNA-binding transcription repressor activity, RNA polymerase II-specific. Bases 1 to 1005 code for a protein of 334 amino acids. The record is from RefSeq and is a predicted model, not a curated record. Lineage: Eukaryota; Metazoa; Chordata; Amphibia; Anura; Bufonidae.
AUGGGCGAUCCCCCGUGUAAGAGUGAGGUGGAGGAGGACAUUCCAGGAGAUGUCACCACAGAAAACCUCUCUGAUGAAAAUUACAUGUCAUCACUAAAUUAUAAAGCAGAAGAUGAAGAUAUCAUGCAGCGCUCUUCAGGAGAAAACCUCAUUACCCUCAAAGUAAAUCCAGGACUUCACAGUACAGAUCUAUCGUAUAAUCCCCCUAAUCAUGAGGAACCUUCUCCUGACCAAUCACAGAUUGUUACCACAAGUGCAGGCCAGAACGAGGAUGACAGAUUUCAAUGUCAUACUGGGGAGAAGCGUUACUCCUGUUCAGAAUGUGAAAAGUGCUUUACAGACAAACAAACCCUUGUGAUACAUGAGAGAAGUCACACAGGAGACAAGUCAUACUCAUGUUCAGAAUGUGGGAAAUGUUUUACAAAUAAAUCACAUCUUGUUACACAUGAAAGAAGUCACACAGGAGAGAAACUGUAUUCAUGUUCAGAGUGUGGGAAGUGCUUUACCUGUAAAUCAAGUUUUGUUAGACACAAGAGAAUUCACACAGGAGAGAAGCCGUAUUCAUGUUCAGAAUGUGGGAAAUGUUUUACAAAUAAAUCACAUCUCGUUACACAUGAGAGAAUUCACAAAGGAGAGAAACCAUAUUCUUGUUCAGAAUGUGGGAAAUGUUUUACAAGUAAAUCAUAUCUUGCUACGCAUGAGAGAGUUCACACAGGAGAGAAGCCGUAUUCAUGUUCAGAAUGUGGGAAAUGUUUCACAGUUAAAUCAAAUCUUAUUAGACAUGAGAGACAACACAUAGGAGAGAAGAUGUAUUCGUGUUCAGAAUGUGGGAAAUGUUUUACACAGAAAUCAAAUCUUGUUACACAUGAGAGAUGUCACACAGGAGAGAAGCCAUAUUCCUGUUCAGAAUGUGGGAAAUGUUUUACAGUUAAAUCAAAUCUUGUUACACAUGAGAGGAUUCACACAGGAGAGAAGCCAUAUUCAUGUUUAGUAUGUGGGAAAUGAUUUACAUAUAACUCACAUUUUGUUAAACAUCAGAGAAUUCACAAAGGAGAGAAACCAUAUUCAUGUUCACUAUGUGGGAAGUGAUUAGGAGCUAAAUCAAACCUUGUAAACAUUAGAGACAUCAAACAGGAGAGAACCCUCACCUACUGUGUUCUCCCCUUCCCUUGUAGAUUGUAAGCUCUUACGGGCAGGGACCUCUACCUUUGAUCACACAACCCUCACUCCUUUGGCCAGGCAAGAUAGCUCUCUCAGACCAGGCCACCACUCUGUCCAUUUCCUAUGUGUAUAUAAUAUGUCAUAUCACUGUAUAUACUGUCACUGUAUUUAACGUCAUUAUAUAAUUCUGUUGAGUGGGUCCUAAAAAUACAAACUUUCAGUCUUUCUCGUGGGAGGGCACCUUCUGAAUUUUGGGUCCAUAGCAGCUGCUUCCUCUAUGGCUACUUCCCUUGUUUUACAGAUAAAUAAUAUCUGCUUACACAGGCAAUUACACAUCACACCACACAGAAAACGCAUUGAUGUCCAGAAUGUGGGAAGUGCUUUACAGACAAGUCAAAUCUUUAGAAGUCACACAGGAGAGAAGCCAUAUUCAUGUUCAGAAUGUGAGAAAUGUUUUAUUACUAAACUCAAACUUAAAGAUCAUCAAUGAAUCCAAGUAGGAGUAAAGCCAUUUUUUAUGUUCUUUGAUGUAGAAAAUGUUUUACAUAUAAAUAAGAUUUUAAAACUCAUCAGAGAAUUCACACAAAGAGGAAACCAAUUUAGCACAUCAGGCGAUUGAUUCACAGAUAUUAAUGGCCAAUAUGAAGGUUUAUUUCGGGGUGCAAUUAGACGGUAAAGGAAAAGUAUUGUGGAUUUGAGGAAAAGAAGAGCCUUGUAGUGGAGAUGAACCGUCCCCUUGAACCUUGCUUCUUAUCACUGUAUUUACGAGAAUCCAGAGUGAUUUGAGGAAAGUAACGAUGCUCCAUGUAAUUGUUUUAUGUAUGCGGACAGAUAAUAUUUCAUCUUCAUACAAAUUAUAUUAAACAAAAAAGGUGAUCGAUUAGAAUAAAACACUAAAACAAAUU